This is a messenger RNA of Aspergillus ruber CBS 135680, 2631 nucleotides long. RefSeq names its product Mis6 domain protein. The transcript has 4 exons. The record is from RefSeq and is a predicted model, not a curated record. Gene Ontology annotation, cellular component: nuclear body; kinetochore; cytosol. The coding region runs from base 175 to 2373 and encodes 732 amino acids. Lineage: Eukaryota; Fungi; Ascomycota; Eurotiomycetes; Eurotiales; Aspergillaceae.
UCUGGAUUAAUAAUAGGUCUCAGGAUUGGGACUGGCUGAGUUGUAACGGCCAGAGAACGCGACACGGCUUGCGCAGCGCGCGAAGAAAAAGGAGCAACUUGUCGACGUAAGUCAAGUCGAACUCAAAAAGCUGCAUCGUCGUAUAUCUGAAUUGGAAAAUUGAACGGUUUGGAAAUGUCGUCUGGCAAGGAAACAGGUCUCGGGGCUACUAGAAGCCUGCUGGAUGCGGUUGAACACUUGGAAUUGGUUGCCUUUAUUCCGGCCAAGCAGCGCCACACAGACGCCAGCCAGCUUGCCAAAACAAUCGCCUCAGACGCGUACGAGAGCGGGAUUUCCCAUGUCAUUCUCGAGCGUCUAUUAAAGAUCCUCACAUCAAGCACAAACCUUGACCAAAGCACCACCACAGCCUUAAUCAAAAACCUCUACCCCCUGGAACCCGUUUCAUCCAAAGUCAUCACGCAAGUGGUAUGCUCUCUCGGGCCCAGCAAAAACAAGCCCACGCCAGCGACUCAGGUCUUGCUUCUGCGAUGGUUGCUGCUGGUGUAUGAUUUUUUGGAAGAUCGGACGCAUUUGUCAAAACUCUACGCGGUGCUUUUUAAUUAUCUGGAUAUGAUCAGUCUGCGGAAACCGCUGUGUCAUUUGCUUUCGAUUAUUACCCGACGGAAGCAUGUGAAACCCUUUCGGAUACAAGCGCUCAUGGAGCUGCUUAGAAACACGGGUGGGGAGGAGAAGGAGCUUGUCAGCUUGCUUAGGGUGUUUAAAAAUUACUACCCUGAUAUUAUUGUGGGGGAUUUGGGGAUGAUGAGAAAGGCCGGGUUGGUCUUUAAGCACCCCGAUCCCGAGUGGACCAACCAUGCAAAACAUCUCCAGGAAACUAACGUGGAGAGGCCGCAGGCAUCGCAGCAGUCGAACUUUCAAGUGGUGCACCGUGGUCUAGUGAAGAGGAGCAAAGCGGAAAUUGUGGUCCCAGAUGUGCAGACUUCGCGAGUGCCCCAUGGCCGGACGUCGUUGGAGGAAUUACGUGAUGUUGACCAUUUCGUCGAGAGGAUCGAUAAGAUCGAGCUACCUAACCAGAUAAUAUCCACCAUGGGAGACAGAUUGGCACAGAAGUACCUGUUUCUAGUUAAGUCGGACGCUGCGAGUGCCCGGUUGAACGAUUGGCUGCUCAGUUUCCUAAAUGACAAGUUGGAGCAGAUCCGUGAUGGCGAUGAAGAUGAUCCGGAGACGCUCACUUAUAUACUUAGCCUGGCAGCUGACUAUGUUCAAUAUGCAAAGGAAAUCCCGGCUGCCAUAGUCCUCUUUGUGAAAGCGUACCUCGCCUUGUGGAAUGGCCGUGACAACAGAUACCAGAUCUUCCAUCUCCUCGAGUAUCUUGCCGUCGAUUCUUUCGACACAAUACGAGAGGAGUUCUUAACUCCCCUAGAGGUUGCUGUUCUAGACGAUACACUGGCUUCCAGGGUCGCUAUUCUCGAGUUCUACUCUUCCCUAGUCCGCCAGUGGGGCAUAAAGCUUCGCACAGAACCAUCUACAUCCACAGAAUCAAAACCCCUGAGCCGUCUCGUCAUGCACACAGAACUUCUUGCCUUAUCAAUCCUAGAAAUCCCCGCCACAACCCACGCAAUUGACAACGACACCCAAUCCAAACCAGCCAUCCUCUCUGUCCUCGACUUCUAUACCACCCUAGGCGAACUCUUCUCCUACGCCUCCCUAAAUGGCAACAUCCGCCUCACAAUUCCCCUCUCCCCAACAGUCUACACUCUAGUAUUCACCCCCAUGAGCUCCGUUAUCUCAAUAAUCAGUUCCGUCCUCGCAAACUACAAAUCUUCCUUCGAAGCGUCCCUCACCUCCGAAGUCCUGCAGUCGCAAAUACCGAACGGAACAGAAAAUCUCUACCCCACACAACUCGUCGGCCAGUUCAACGGCUAUGUCAUGGAUAUCUGCAACUUGCUCUGGCGGAACAGGGGUCUUAACACCGAGGAUCCGAAUGCAUUGGGGUGUCUCAUUCCCGCGAGCACUGUUACGCUGCUUACGCAGUACAUCCGGGAAUCGAAUGAGGUUGCUCGUGAGCGGAAGCGUGAUUCCGCAUUCCAUUAUACGCUCUCGUCCAUAUUCUCGCUCAGUCAUCACGCUGCUAUGUGUAAUAUCUCCGCUGCUUGCUUUGCGGAGAUUGAGGAUGAGAAUGGGGUUGGGGAGGGUAAGCCAAGGUUGAAGAAGCCUGUUACGCAGAAGGCGCUAAGUGCAUUAGAGAAGGGUGGUGGAGUAAAGGUUAGUUGGCAGGAGUAUAGACUACAGAUGCUGACAUGGUUGGACGCUGCGGGAAUUCGGGGGAUUGGACAUUUGAUGCGGAGCACUAUGAAGGCGUUGCGUGCAUAGCUGCAAUGUUUGUUUCUCUUGUUGCCGUGAAUGUUGCGUACAAUUCCAAAGCUGUGAGAUUGGUUCAUGGACAGCUACCAUCUUCAAUUUGAUGGCAUGUAUCAUUCCAUACCUGCUGAAACAAUCAGUACAAAACUGGGAACUUCUUCAAGUGAACAAGCAACCGCAAUUGAGAAUUCAUCACAUUCUGUUGUAGUAAAUAAAAUAUACUAGGGGCCUGUGGGCACAAUGGCAGUGAUGUCCCUCUUUUGAGACGAG